This is a messenger RNA of Talaromyces proteolyticus, 339 nucleotides long. RefSeq lists its product as uncharacterized. The transcript has a single exon. The coding region runs from base 1 to 339 and encodes 112 amino acids. The record is from RefSeq and is a predicted model, not a curated record. Lineage: Eukaryota; Fungi; Ascomycota; Eurotiomycetes; Eurotiales; Trichocomaceae.
AUGGAGAUGGGUGCAGACUCUUCCUGUGAAAUAUACUGCAUCAUUGAUGCGCUUGACGAAUGUGAGCCCAACUCACAACAAACCAUAUUGCGUCAGAUAUAUCAGUCCUUUGCAAGGCGAGGAGCCAGAUAUUCAUUCUCACCUGGCCCUUAUAUCCUGAUCACUAGUCGACCAUACCCUGAAAUUGGUGAGAAUUUGUCUCACUUUAGAUGUAAAGACCUAGGAUCCUACAGUGCAGUCAAGAAGGAUAUCAAAAUCAUGAUAGACGAAAAGGUUCAUGACUUGUCUAAGAGAAAGAAUUACCCCAAGAGAGUAAUUGAAGAGGUAUCCCAAAUUUAG